GGCCGGCCGGGGAUGCCGCUCGGGCCGCCGUGGUCCUUGUGCCAGUGAGCGCCGCGCGCCGCCGCAGCCAUGACGGUGGAGUUCGAGGAGUGCAUCAAGGACUCGCCGCGCUUCAGGGCAACUAUCGAUGAGGUGGAAACGGACGUGGUUGAGAUCGAGGCCAAACUGGACAAGCUGGUGAAGUUAUGUAGCAGCAUGAUCGAGGCAGGCAAGGCCUACGUCACCACCAACAGACUCUUCGUGAGUGGCAUCCGUGACCUGUCCCAGCAUUGCCAGGGCGACACUGUUAUAUCGGAAUGUCUGCAGAGGUUUGGAGACAGCCUGCAGGAGAUGGUCACCUACCACAUGAUCCUGUUUGACCAGGCCCAGAGGUCUGUGAGGCAGCAGCUCCACAACUUCGUCAAAGAGGACGUGAGGAAGUUCAAGGAGACCAAGAAGCAGUUUGACAAAGUUCGGGAGGACAUGGAGCUGUCGCUGGUGAGGAAUGCCCAGGCCCCGAGGCACCGGCCCCACGAGGUGGAGGAGGCUACCGGUGCCCUGAUCCUCGCCCGAAAGUGUUUCCGUCACCUGGCGCUGGACUAUGUGCUCCAGAUCAACGUCCUCCAGGCUAAGAAGAAGUUUGAGAUUUUGGAUUCCAUGCUGUCCUUCAUGCAUGCCCAGUACAGCUUCUUCCAGCAGGGCUACAGCCUGCUGCACCAGCUGGACCCCUACAUGAAGAAGCUGGCGGCCGAGUUGGACCAGUUGGUGAUCGACUCGGCAGUGGAGAAGCGGGAGAUGGAGCGCAAGCAUGCCGCCAUCCAACAACGGACACUGCUGCAGGACUUCUCCUACGAUGAGCCCAAGGUGGAGUUUGAUGUGGAUGCACCCAGUGGGGUAGUGAUGGAAGGCUACCUCUUCAAGAGGGCCAGCAACGCCUUCAAGACGUGGAACCGGCGCUGGUUCUCCAUCCAGAACAGCCAGCUGGUCUACCAGAAGAAGCUCAAGGACGUGCUGACUGUGGUAGUGGACGACCUCCGGCUCUGUUCUGUGAAGCCCUGUGAGGACGUCGAGCGGAGGUUCUGCUUUGAGGUCGUGUCGCCCACCAAGAGCUGCAUGCUGCAGGCCGACUCAGAGAAACUGAGGCAGGCCUGGGUUCAGGCGGUGCAAGCCAGCAUUGCCUCCGCCUAUCGGGAGAGCCCUGACAGCUGCUACAGUGAGAGGCUGGACCGCACCGCCUCCCCGUCCACAAGCAGCAUCGACUCUGCCACGGACUCUCGGGAACGCAGCGUCAAGGGUGAGAGUGUGCUGCAGCGGGUGCAGAACGUGGCCGGCAACAGCCAGUGUGGUGACUGCGGCCAGCCUGACCCGCGCUGGGCCAGCAUCAACCUGGGUGUGCUGCUCUGCAUCGAGUGCUCAGGCAUCCACAGGUGGGCCUCCUGGGCGGUGCGGAGGGGGUGGGGGCGGAGCCACGCCCUGACUCUUCCUCCGUCAUCAUCCAGGAGCCUGGGCGUCCAUUGCUCCAAGGUGCGGUCCCUGACCCUGGACUCGUGGGAACCGGAGCUGCUGAAGCUGAUGUGUGAGCUUGGAAACACCACCGUGAACCGGAUCUACGAGGCCCAGUGUGAGGGGCCAGGCAUCAGGAAGCCCACAGCCAGCAGCCCCAGACAGGACAAGGAGGCCUGGAUCAAGGACAAAUAUGUGGAGAAGAAGUUUGUGCGGAGGCCGCCCUCGGCACCAGCCCGGGAGGCCCCACAGCGCUGGAGGGUGCAGAAGUGCCAGCGUCACCACAGCUCCCCCAGAGCCCCUGCCCCCCGCCGCAGCAAAGUCCGGAUGGAGCCCGUUCUGCCCUCUGUGGCUGCCCUGUGCUCAGGCUCCGUGGAGCCCAGGUUCCGCAGGGACUCGCUCUUCUGCCCAGACGAACUGGACUCCCUUUUCUCCUACUUUGAUGCAGGGGCUGCCGCGGCCGGCCCACGCAGUCUGAGCAGCGACAGCGGCUUAGGGGGCAGCUCCGACGGCAGCUCAGAUGUCCUGGCCUUCGGCGUGGGCUCUGUGGUGGACCGCGUCGCUGAGGAGGAGGGUGCAGAGUCGGAGGAGUCCAGCGGCGAGGCGGACGGAGAGGCGGAGACCUGGGGCCUGGCAGACGUGCGCGAGCUGCAUCCGGGGCUGCUGGCGCACCGCGCGGCGCGCACCCGCGACCUUCCCGCCCUGGCGGCGGCGCUGGCGCACGGGGCGGAGGUCAACUGGGCUGACGCGGAGGACGAGGGAAAGACGCCGCUGGUGCAGGCCGUGCUGGGGGGCUCCCUGAUCGUCUGUGAAUUUCUCCUGCAAAACGGAGCGGACGUGAACCAAAGAGACAGCCACGGCCGGGCUCCGCUCCACCACGCCACGCUCCUUGGCCGUACUGGCCAGGUCUGCCUGUUCUUGAAGAGGGGGGCGGACCAGCAUGCCUUGGACCACGCUCAGCAGGACCCAUUGAGCAUCGCUGUGCAGGAAGCAAAUGCCGACAUCGUCACGCUGCUCCGUCUGGCGCGCAUGGCCGAGGAGAUGCGUGAGGCCGAGGCGCCCUCUGGCCAGCCGGGCCCUCUGACCGGCAGCAGCCCCACUGAGCUCCAGUACCGCAGGUGCAUCCAGGAAUUCAUCAGCCUUCACCUGGACGAGAGCUAGGGCAGCGGGGCGGGCGGGACCUCCCCACCGGCCCGUUCCCGGAGAGCACUGGUGUUCCGGAGCUCCUGGAGGCCCUGCUGCCGGCUCUGCCCUCUUCCUCCAGCGGCCCCCACCCCGGGCCGGAGCAGGACCAGCACUGAGUCUUCUGAAGCUCCAGUCUUCCCCAGGAGGUGUUGCAUCACUCCCCGCCCAGGGACCCUAUGUCUAACGGUGACCCCUUCCUAGGGGGCCUGGGUUGCUCGUGUCACAAACCACUCUCAAGGCCCCGUGUCACCUUGUGCUCCUCUCUGCUCCCCCAGGCCUGUGUCACCUCCUGCCCCUCUAUCUCUGGGCCCAUGCCACUUGGUGCCCCACUCUGCCCUCAGGGCCUGUGUCACCUCGUGCCCCCACUUUACUGCCCAAGGACACUGACCUGCUAGUCGGGUCCCUCCCAUGCCCUUAGCCCCUCCGCUGGGCCCUGGGCCCUGGGGCUGGUGGCUGGCCACCGGCACCUUGUGAGGGCAGAAGGGACCGCCCAUCCAGGGAAUCAACCCGUGUACCUCACUUAGCAACCCCAGCAUCCAGGCUGGGCUUCUUGGGUGCUUGGGGACUCUGGCCUGGGGCCUCAGCCCUGAUGGGGCACGGACGUCCUGAGGCCGUGUGGCUGGCCAUGCAGCCCCAUCUGUCCCUGCCUUUUCCCAGAGCGGGUGGCAAGUGCGUCGCUCUUCCCACCCCUGCAUCUGAUGUCCUUUGUCACAGACUGAGGGGUUUUCUACAGUGACCUCGUUCUCACUUUGUCUCACGUCUUUUCUCUGGACUCGAGGACCACCUUGACCCCCAGCUCUGCCCACUGCUGGGGGGGCUCUGCAGCUCAGCCCUGCCCCCUCACCAGCCUUGCCCCUGGUUCAGCCCAUGGGGCUUCAGCUCACCCCCAGGGCCCUCUGAUGCCUUCUGCAUUCCCCUUCCUGGAGCCCUGGGGCAGUGGCUGGGCCUCUCCCCAUCUCUACCCUCGGCCAGUCCAAGGCCAGUUGGCUGGUCACUAUGCAAAGGCUGCCCAGGGAGGCCCCAUGGGCAGCAAGGUGGGCCCCCAACUCCCUCGCCUGCUGGCUGUGACACCCAGAGAGCAGAAUUAACUCCUUCCUCUCUCCCUGCUUGAGCUCUGCCCCCACCUCCCACCCCACUGCCUACGCCAGGGCCUUUGCUAAGGCCUCAGCUGGCGGGACCCGCCUCCACUCCAGAUCACAGUUAAUAAACAGCCGCUUGCACCCGC
Molecule: messenger RNA, 3892 nt
Organism: Budorcas taxicolor (takin)
Lineage: Eukaryota; Metazoa; Chordata; Mammalia; Artiodactyla; Bovidae
Gene: ACAP3
Product: ArfGAP with coiled-coil, ankyrin repeat and PH domains 3
Exons: 23
Coding region: 70-2643 (857 amino acids)
Cellular component (GO): cytoplasm
Molecular function (GO): GTPase activator activity; protein binding
Source: RefSeq, a predicted model, not a curated record